GUCCGCCGUCUAAAGAUGAAGAAAGUGACGUGCACAGCGCCCGUCAACAUCGCCGUUAUACUAUUAGGGGGGAAGCGGAACGAGGAGCUCAUCCUCCCCAUCAACUCCUCCCUCAGCGUCACGCUGCACCAGGAUCAGUUAAAAACCACGACCAGCAUCGCCACCAGCCGAGACAUCACCGAAGACCGUAUCUGGCUGAACGGGAAGGAAGACGACAUCAACCACCCGCGCCUGCAGUCCUGCCUGCGAGAAAUUCGCCGCCUGGCCAGGAAGAGGCGGAGCAGCGGCAGCGAAGACGGCGCCUCCAGGAACCUAAACUACAAAGUCCACAUUUGCUCCGUCAACAAUUUCCCCACCGCGGCGGGGCUGGCGUCCUCGGCCGCGGGAUACGCUUGUCUGGUCUACACACUGGCCGAGCUGUACGGCGUGGAGGGCGAGCUGUCCGAGAUCGCCCGGCAGGGUUCCGGCAGCGCCUGCAGGAGUAUGUACGGCGGCUUCGUCCAAUGGCUGAUGGGAGAGCGGGAAGAUGGUAAAGACAGCCUGGCGCAGCAGGUGGAGGCGGAGACUCACUGGCCAGAACUACGGGUCCUCAUCCUGGUGGCCAGCGCAGAGAAGAAGCAUGUUGGCAGUACGGCCGGGAUGCAGACCAGUGUGAAGACCAGCCCAUUACUCAAGAUGAGGGCGGAGUCUGUGGUUCCGGGAAGAAUGGAAGAGAUGAUCGAGUCUAUCAGGAAAAAGGAUUUUGAAAGCUUUGGGCAGCUGACUAUGAAGGACAGCAAUCAGUUCCACGCUACGUGUCUGGACACCUUCCCCCCGAUCUUCUACCUCAACCAGGUGUCACAGCAAAUCAUCAACCUGGUCCACCGCUACAACGCCCACUACGGGCAGACCAAGGUUGCAUACAGCUUUGACGCGGGUCCCAACGCCGUCCUCUUCCUGUUGGAGCCGACAGUCAAUGAGUUUGUGGAAGUUGUAAAACAUUCCUUCCCUCCGGCCCCUAAUGGAGACCCGUUUAUUAAAGGGUUACCGGUGAGCCCCGCCCCCUUGUCUCAGGAGCUGACAACGGCCAUUGAAGGUGACGCGUGCCCCGGAGGAGUGCGAUAUGUCAUCAUCACACAGACCGGACCGGGCCCGGCACAAUCCCAGGACCCCACGCUGGAUCUCUUAGGAGCAGACGGACUUCCCAGAUCCUCCGCCUGAGAUGAAACAAUUAAAACCUUUCGGAAAAGACAUUUUAUUUAUACACCAGAAGGUCGAGUCUGUUACUGGA
Molecule: messenger RNA, 1270 nt
Organism: Nanorana parkeri
Lineage: Eukaryota; Metazoa; Chordata; Amphibia; Anura; Dicroglossidae
Gene: MVD
Product: mevalonate diphosphate decarboxylase
Exons: 10
Coding region: 16-1200 (394 amino acids)
Biological process (GO): isopentenyl diphosphate biosynthetic process, mevalonate pathway; isoprenoid biosynthetic process
Cellular component (GO): cytosol
Molecular function (GO): diphosphomevalonate decarboxylase activity; ATP binding
Source: RefSeq, a predicted model, not a curated record